Molecule: messenger RNA, 1485 nt
Organism: Vicia faba (fava bean)
Lineage: Eukaryota; Viridiplantae; Streptophyta; Magnoliopsida; Fabales; Fabaceae
Source: the annotation of a GenBank genome assembly
AUGGGUUCGGGAAGCAGAAGCUAUUCUGCGAAUCCCAGCGAUUACAAGCUUCUAGAGGAAGUAGGUUACGGUGCAAGCGCGACGGUUUAUCACGCAGUUUACAUCCCUUACAACGAGGAAGUAGCAGUGAAAUCUCUCGAUCUAGAUCGAUGCAACUCCAAUUUCGACGAUAUUCGAAAGGAAGCGCAGAUCAUGAGCUUAAUUGAUCACCGAAACGUGGUGAAAUCGUAUUGUUCGUUUGUUGUUGAUCAUAAGCUUUGGGUUAUUAUGCCGUUCAUGGCGCAGGGUUCUUGUUUGCAUCUAAUGAAAGCUGCUUAUCCUGAUGGACUUGAAGAAGAUGCUAUUGGAUCGAUUCUUAAGGAGACGCUUAAGGCGUUGGAUUAUCUUCAUCAGCAUGGGCACAUUCAUCGGGAUGUUAAGGCUGGUAAUAUUUUGCUUGAUACUAAUGGUGAAGUCAAACUUUCUGACUUCGGUGUUUCCGCUUCUAUGUUUGAUACUGGUGAUCGGCAGCGGUCGAGAAAUACUUUCGUUGGUACUCCUUGCUGGAUGGCGCCGGAGGUGCUGCAACCUGGUACUGGUUAUAAUUUCAAGGCUGAUAUUUGGUCUUUUGGAAUUACUGCACUGGAGUUGGCUCAUGGUCAUGCACCUUUCUCUAAGUAUCCUCCAAUGAAGGUUUUACUCAUGACCAUACAGAAUGCGCCUCCUGGUCUUGAUUACGAUCGUGAUAAAAAGUUCUCGAAGUCUUUUAAGGAAAUGGUUGCUAUGUGCCUGGUAAAAGAUCAAACAAAGAGGCCGUCCGUGGACAAGUUACUGAAACACUCCUUCUUCAAACAAGCCAAGCCUCCGGAGCUUUCUGUGAAGAAAUUAUUCGCUGAUUUACCACCACUUUGGACUCGUGUUAAAGCCCUCCAGCUUAAAGAUGCAGCUCAACUAGCACUGAAGAGAAUGCCUUCUGCAGAACAAGAAGCAAUAUCUCAGAGUGAAUAUAAGCGAGGAGUUAGUGCAUGGAACUUCGAUGUUGAAGAUUUGAAAGCUCAAGCUUCAUUGGUGCAGGAUGAAGAUGAUAUUGCAGAGAUAACAGAAGAAGAUGAAAACAAGUUCUUCAGCUCUAACAGGGAUGCAAGUGAUUCUCAAUCCAGCGUGGACAAGAGAAAUUCAGAUAACUCACAACAAGACGAGUCCACGUUACAAGUGGGUGGUAACGACGUACCACACAAUGAUAAAAUAAAUGGAUUGGUUGCUGAGGCAACAGAGUCUACUUCAGAAAAGGACGUGGGAACAAGCAAAAUCAAAACUCAGGCAGUUAAAGCUGGUAAAACCCAAAGUGGGCCGCUGGUGCCUGGCACAGUGCUUGGUCAUUAUUUACCCGAAAGAGGACGUCUAUUUGAAAGCUAUGCUCAAUCUUGUCUGUCCAUUCUGAUAUACAUUGCUCCAAGAACAGCUGGCGUCUGUCAGAUUUGGUUGUGGUGGCCGGUGGGAGCAUAG